Ailuropoda melanoleuca (giant panda) is the source of this 672-nucleotide messenger RNA. Its product is annotated as pulmonary surfactant-associated protein D. Lineage: Eukaryota; Metazoa; Chordata; Mammalia; Carnivora; Ursidae. The transcript has 4 exons. The annotation marks the transcript as partial. The record is from RefSeq and is a predicted model, not a curated record. Gene Ontology annotation, cellular component: extracellular matrix.
GCAGCUGGCUCCUCCUGGGCCUAAGGCCGGGUUUAUACCCAUCUCUUCUGCUACUACAGGUUUGCCAGGAGCUGUAGGGAGAGCCGGGACGCCUGGACCAGCCGGCCCAGUUGGACCCAAAGGGGACAAUGGCUCUGCUGGAGAACCUGGACCAAAGGGAGACUCUGGGCCAUCUGGACCUCCAGGACCUCGAGGCGUGCCUGGUCCAGCUGGCAGAGAGGGUCCAUCAGGGAAGCAGGGAAAUGUAGGACCUCCAGGCCCACCUGGCCCAAAAGGAGAGGCCGGGUCCAAAGGAGAAGCGGGUGUGGCCGGCACGCCUGGUUCUGCAGGGACACGAGGCCCCACAGGUGUUAAAGGAGAGAGAGGUGGCCCUGGUGAGCGCGGAGCCCCUGGGAAUGCCGGGGCCGCAGGACCUGCUGGAGCCAUGGGUCCGCCGGGUCCUCCAGGUGCCAAAGGGCCCCCAGGACUGAAGGGUGACAGAGGUGCUCCUGGGGACAAAGGAGCAAAGGGAGAGAGCGGGCUUCUGGGUAAGGUGGCAUCUGCCAGACUGGGGAGUUCCCACGGGGUGGGGGCAGGGGAGGAAGGUGGCGUUCUUUUUAUCGGGACAGCCUAUCUUCUCGGACUUUGGCUCCAUUAGUCACGGGGAGUGGUGGGAAGCAGGAAAGCUAGCAG